AUGGAUGCACUGAAAUCAGCGGUGCUUGAAACUCGUGCCAGUUUUGAUAUACAAAAUGAUCUUAAGCUUCUGGACAAUAUAGGCAGCAAUCUACAACAUUUAAAUUCACUUCAAAGUUCCGAUCUCAAAGAAAAAAAGGACGAAAUCAAUGAUUUGAAAAAAAAAUUGAAGACGCUGUCUGACACAAUAAGUGAGCUUAAACUAUCGCCAAAACUCAAAAAGGCUAAAAACGAUCUCAUAGAACUUGAAAACCAAAUGUUCAAAAUUGCUAACGGUUUAACAAAGUUGAACAUGGAAAUAAACUCAUUAAAAUUGACGUAUAAUCAAGAUCUUAAGCAGUUAGAUGAUCUUGAAGAUCAAAUACAAGGCUUGAAAGUAGGCUUCAAAUCAAAGUUGGCUGAAAGCUCUGCCGAACCGGAUGAGGUUUCUGAGAAAUCAAAGUUGAUCAAACUCCGACUUUAUGAAUCAUUAGGCUUGAAGUUAGACUCUGGAAGUAAGGAAAUACUUGUGCUCAACAAGCAGGAAAAUAAGACGAGCGUUCUAAAGGUGGAUGAUAGCUACAGUGAGUACUUCAUUUCGAACUACGUCUGGAAUAACAUAUGA
This is a messenger RNA of Brettanomyces bruxellensis, 603 nucleotides long. RefSeq lists its product as uncharacterized. The record is from RefSeq and is a predicted model, not a curated record. The transcript is spliced from 2 exons. NCBI's taxonomy places the organism in Eukaryota, Fungi, Ascomycota, Pichiomycetes, Pichiales, Pichiaceae. Bases 1 to 603 code for a protein of 200 amino acids.